AUGAGGCUCCUGCCCGCCUUCCUCGGCGCAGCCCUGCUGCUCGCCCUGGUCCACGGAGUCCGUGCGCUCCCGGCCUCCGGGGUCCACCUCCGCACCUUCGUGGGCUGCGCCGUGCGCGAGUUCACCUUCCUGGCCCGGAAACCCGGCUGCCGGAGCCUGCGGGUCACCACCGACGCCUGCUGGGGACGCUGCGAGACGUGGGAGAUGCCCAUUCUGGACCCACCGUACAUCGAGGCCCACCACCGUGUCUGCACUUACAACGAGACCAAGCAGGCGACGGUGAAGCUGCCCGGCUGUGCCCCCGGCGUCGACCCCUUCUACACCUACCCCGUGGCCGUCCGCUGCGACUGUGGACCCUGCUCCACCGCCACCACUGAAUGUGAGACCCCUUGA
Molecule: messenger RNA, 393 nt
Organism: Ornithorhynchus anatinus (platypus)
Lineage: Eukaryota; Metazoa; Chordata; Mammalia; Monotremata; Ornithorhynchidae
Gene: GPHB5
Product: glycoprotein hormone subunit beta 5
Exons: 2
Coding region: 1-393 (130 amino acids)
Biological process (GO): regulation of thyroid hormone receptor signaling pathway; G protein-coupled receptor signaling pathway
Cellular component (GO): cytoplasm; extracellular region
Molecular function (GO): hormone activity
Source: RefSeq, a predicted model, not a curated record